GGAUUUUUGUGAGUCGUGAAAAAAACUUUGUUCUGUCUUGGGAUUCGAGUGCAUUAAGAAAGACGAGACAUCACGUAAUAUUUCUUCUGGUUUUGGAAUCAGACUUGGAAGCAGUCAUAUAAAUUUCUCUUCAUAUCCUCUGCCGUCUCUGCCAGGCAACUUCUCAGCGCGACCUUCGUCAUCGUUAGCAAACUUCAAGAAGAGUCAUACUCUACUGCCUUCAGGACUCAGACUUGAACCACCUAAACCUCAACCUCACGACAACGUCACAACAUAUCUCAUCGCCAGGAAGACCAACAACUUCUCAUCCUGACAGAUAGUCAUAUACUUCAUACAACAAUGAAUCCAUCCUGCGACUCUAUGGCACAAAGCGAUAAACUGCAGCAGUCCGUUUCUAUAUCUUCAGAACAACCGCCACAAACACCGACAUUCGACAAGCCGCCAGCCUACCACAUGGUUGUUGAUCCAAAUGCACCGAUACCAAACAUGCGCAGCCCGUACGACCCAGAGGACGAGGACGACGAGAAUGAAGACGAUGACAUACCAGAAAUCAUCGUUAACGCCUCAACUCAGAUUCGAGGAAGUGGAAACAUCAUCUCCGUAGCACAGAUAGACAGCGUACGGAUAGCAAGUCUCCUGGCCGCUAUACUAGAUGGGGAGCAGCCAACGAACGCUACGAGCCUGCACCAGAGUCCAUCGUCAACACCAAGAGGGAGGGGAAGAACAACGAAGCAGUCCCUCAAAAUGAACAUCACUAUCAACUGCGGUGCGACUAUAAUAGGCGAUCGAAAUAUCGUCGGCCCUGGCCUUGGCGAUAUCGCGAGACAGAUGCAAUUGGCGCAACGGAAUCAGACGGCAUCUAUGCAGCAGCAGAGCCAGAAUCAAGGACAGGCAUCGAAGAGUGCGGUAGCCCCCACACCACCAUCGAGUCGAAGUCCGAGCGUGCCGAGCGGGGUUCCUGGAGGUGUAAAGAGGAGGUCUGAUUCAGAUGCGGAGGAGAGCGUUGGGAAAAGACAAUGUUGACAAGAGUUCUGAUGAUGUUAGGUGUUGUUUGACGGCUUGAUGCUAGUUCAUCUCAGUGUAUAUGUCGGUGUUUUAUGAGCUGUUGGUUUUAGCGUAUAUGCUCAGUGAGGCAUCAUGAAGGUAAUGAGUUACAUCAGUGUGUUCUGUCUUGUAUGUCAGUGUUGUUUCGAUCGAUCAAGACUAUUAGUAAUAGCACAUGAAGGUAGAAGGUGCGGAGGGUAGGCACAGUAUAAUGACUAGCAUUCCAACA
Messenger RNA from Dothidotthia symphoricarpi CBS 119687, 1273 nucleotides. RefSeq lists its product as uncharacterized. The record is from RefSeq and is a predicted model, not a curated record. NCBI's taxonomy places the organism in Eukaryota, Fungi, Ascomycota, Dothideomycetes, Pleosporales, Dothidotthiaceae. The transcript is spliced from 2 exons. Bases 340 to 1023 code for a protein of 227 amino acids.